AUGACCGCCACCCUUGAACGCAGCGUUUCUCGAACCUCGAGCAUGUCGGUACCGAUAUCUAGCCCUAGGCUCUCGCUAAGACACGAAACCACCCCGCCCAGUCUCUCCGAUCCCGCCCUAUCCCAUCUCCAUGACCGGUUAACCCUGCUGGAUUCGCGUGUGCUCGAAUUACGUUCCACAAUCCUCACCAAAGACGGCUACAUCGAUCGACGCAAUCGUGAGGACGAACACAUUCGCCGGGAAUUUGAGGCCCAUCGCUCGAUCUCGAGCCGUAUUGAUCUGAACGUUGUCGCGUUGCGAACGGAUGUCGACCAGCUAAAGUCAGGCGUAUUCCAACUGAAAUCGAGCAUCGGCCAGUCCGGCAACGAGACCGUGUUCCUACGCAGCGAUGUUGACCGUCUCUCAAAGAAUAUCGACCAGAUACAGUCCGACCUGAAGCAGCUGCAGACCGAUGUCUGUGGAUGCAGUGUGGAGAUCAGUAAACUGCAUGCGACUAUCAGCCAACUCCGAACCGAUCUGAUUACCCUCCAACAUGAAACCACUCGCCAUCUGAACUCGGUCUUCGAUCGGUUUUCUCUGAUCGAAUCCCGUAUGAAGCAUUCGGAACGCGUUCGAUUCAACUCGCUGGCUCAUACAACACACGCUCCCAUAACUCCGGUCCCGGUCGUUGAAACCGACGGAUCUUUGCAAUGGCCCGAAUAUUUCCCCAGGACCGUGUGGCGGUUCUGGUGUUUGAAGAAGCGAAGUCGGGUCAACCGCUUGGUCCAGUUAGCCGAUUUCUACGAGCUUGGAGGAUAUCAGUACUGGGGUCGGAUGCAUCAAACCGAGUCGACGUUCGGAAGUGACAGUGAAUCGAGCGACUCUAGUGACUAUCCUUCCAACUUGACCCGCGCCGAGGCCGUCCGCUUAUACCCGGAGGCGGCUCACCAGGCUCUGGCAGCAACCCUAGGCUUGGUGUACUACAAGAUCCGCAACGAGGUUGGAGAGGGUCCGAAUGCCCAUUUGCCCGCCCGUCCUCCGAAGCGCCAGCAGGAAGAGGUGGUCUCGGCCCACUCCGGUUCCAAACAUAAGCAAGUGAAAACGCGUCGGCCUAACGAAAUGUCGCCCACUGCUCUCCACAAGCUGGUCACUGGCCCCUCUUUAGAAUCGAAGUCCAUAGUGUCUGAAGAAUCGGACAAACUCGGAUGGAAUGCUCGUUCUGAGACCUCUGACGAGGCCAUGAGCAAGCUCCGAGGGAUCGUUUCCGAGGAAGUGGGCACAUUGCUUCGGGCUUUAGAGCGAGGUCGUAUCAAACUCAAACCUGGCCGGAACGAACGACCGAAUCUUUCGCCUACCGAAUCCAAGGGCUCUCGCCAGAGCAAACUUGGCCUCGACGGGGCGCAAGAUGAUGACGAACGUACCUUACCAAACACUAUCCCCACCGAGAUAGUCUCUCCUUCCUCUGGAAAGACGGAAGAACAUGAACUUCCUGAUACUGCAUCUAAUUCUACGAGUCCAUGA
Molecule: messenger RNA, 1500 nt
Organism: Aspergillus melleus
Lineage: Eukaryota; Fungi; Ascomycota; Eurotiomycetes; Eurotiales; Aspergillaceae
Exons: 2
Coding region: 1-1500 (499 amino acids)
Source: RefSeq, a predicted model, not a curated record